This is a messenger RNA of Doryrhamphus excisus (bluestripe pipefish), 1258 nucleotides long. Its product is annotated as endothelin-2. Gene Ontology annotation, molecular function: endothelin B receptor binding; hormone activity. Gene Ontology annotation, cellular component: extracellular region. NCBI's taxonomy places the organism in Eukaryota, Metazoa, Chordata, Actinopteri, Syngnathiformes, Syngnathidae. Gene Ontology annotation, biological process: intracellular calcium ion homeostasis; vein smooth muscle contraction; regulation of systemic arterial blood pressure by endothelin. The record is from RefSeq and is a predicted model, not a curated record.
UCUCUCUACGAGCAACGAUUAGGACAAGCCCCGCCCCUUCGGCGCUCCCGGGCGGGAGCUUUAGGAUCUUGACGAGGAAGAGUCUUGACUGCCAGCGUGCGUGCGUACGUACGUGUUGGAUGGUGGGACAGCAGCAGUAGUUAAAGGCGUGCACGCGCAGCGCAAUAUGGACUUGGCGCGCUUGUGUCUCAUCGCGUCCACGCUGAUGCUCGUCCACGAGCGCCCAGGCCACGCCUUCUCCCUUAUGAGCCCCAUGGAGCAGGAGGGCCUCACGGUGGAGGUCCCCACGGUGCAGCUCGUCCAGGCGGCGCGCCGGCGAGCCAGACGUUGUUCCUGUGAGAACCACAGAGACAAAGAGUGCAUCUUCUUCUGUCACAUCGGCAUCGUGUGGGUCAACACACCAAGCAAGGUGCUUCCUUACGGGUUUGGCUCGGGUCGACUGAGGAGGGAAGUGGGUCGCUGCACGUGCACAUGCGUGCACGACAUACACUGUGUGGGCUUCUGCGCCACGCAGGUCAGACCGGUAACAAGACGCUGAGCAGGAAGGAGUUUGUCAUCAGGGGCGGGACAUAAAACCUGUGACUUUGGUGUGACUUCAAAGGUCAACGGAAGGUGGCCGUUGCUUUUGCAAUAGAAGGGCUGGUUGACAUGUCAACAUAUUGAAAUGAUAUGGAAAUAUUACACACAUAUGGUAAUGUCAAUAUACAUAUGUAUACUUCCUAUUUUUACAGGUGUGACUUAGGCUGGCCACAAUAAAAGGCCUCUCAAAAAAUGUGCAGUUUAUGUGGGGGUGGGUUUAUGGUAUGGAUGGAGUGGUCCAUGGCACAAAGGCUAUGAAUACUUAUGUACUGUGAAUACGUAUGUAUACGUCUUGCUUUAUUUGUACUACAUGUGCAAACAAACAACCAGCAUGGCCGACGCUGGUGACGUCUGAGUCAACAUCCUACAAACUUGUUGUGAAAGUCCUUCCAGCGCAUCCCCGGUUUCCAUGCAGCGGCACCCGAGUGAGCAAGUCGCACGUUAACCAUUCACGCCGCGGUCCUGUGAUGCUCAAGUGGGACACCCAACAUGACGACCGGACCGCAACGUCCACGGGAAGACAAACUUCAACAAGAGGAAGCAGAUGGGCUGACCCAAGACGGUGGGUGGGAACAGGAACAGGAAGCAGUUGUCAGUCCCGUGUGGCCAUCCAGUCCAGUUGGUCUCUCUCCCGAAUGCCGUGAACACCCGCCAGCUCAUUGGACUUGUAGUAAACUGU